AAGCCAAAGAUGUUGACCAGAAAGAUUAAACUCUGGGACAUAAAUGCCCACAUCACCUGCCGCCUGUGCAGCGGGUAUCUCAUCGACGCGACCACGGUGACCGAGUGUCUGCACACGUUCUGCCGGAGCUGCCUGGUGAAGUACCUGGAGGAGAACAACACGUGCCCCACGUGCAGGAUCGUCAUCCACCAGAGCCACCCGCUGCAGUACAUCGGUCAUGACAGAACCAUGCAAGAUAUUGUUUACAAAUUGGUCCCAGGCCUCCAAGAAGCGGAAAUGAGAAAACAGAGGGAAUUCUACCACAAAUUAGGCCUGGAAGUGCCUGGAGACAUCAAGGGGGAGACCUGUUCUGCAAAACAGCACCUAGAUUCCCAUCGAAACGGAGAAACCAAAGCGGAUGACAGUUCGAACAAAGAAGCAGCAGAAGAGAAGCAGGAGGAGGACGGCGACUACCACAGGAGCGACGAGCAGGUGAGCAUCUGUCUGGAAUGCAACAGCAGCAAACUGCGGGGCUUGAAACGGAAAUGGAUCCGCUGCUCAGCCCAGGCCACAGUCCUGCACCUAAAGAAGUUCAUUGCCAAAAAACUCAACCUCUCGUCUUUCAACGAGCUGGACAUUUUAUGCAACGAGGAGAUCCUUGGCAAGGACCACACGCUCAAAUUCGUCGUUGUUACAAGGUGGAGAUUCAAGAAAGCACCGCUCCUGCUGCACUACAGACCCAAGAUGGACCUGCUGUGA
This is a messenger RNA of Lipotes vexillifer (Yangtze River dolphin), 738 nucleotides long. It is a transcript of the gene PCGF3, whose product is annotated as polycomb group ring finger 3. NCBI's taxonomy places the organism in Eukaryota, Metazoa, Chordata, Mammalia, Artiodactyla, Lipotidae. The record is from RefSeq and is a predicted model, not a curated record. The transcript has 8 exons. Bases 10 to 738 code for a protein of 242 amino acids.